Messenger RNA from Lampris incognitus (smalleye Pacific opah), 4587 nucleotides. RefSeq names its product RE1-silencing transcription factor (gene rest). Bases 222 to 3257 code for a protein of 1011 amino acids. Gene Ontology annotation, biological process: regulation of gene expression. The record is from RefSeq and is a predicted model, not a curated record. Gene Ontology annotation, cellular component: nucleus. Lineage: Eukaryota; Metazoa; Chordata; Actinopteri; Lampriformes; Lampridae. The transcript has 6 exons.
UACAGUUCAAUUCGCCUACAAGCGCGCGCGUCGCCGCCGGACCCGGCGCGCUGACGUCACCCCGCCACGCACCGACGGGCUCGGUGUGGAGGAAUGUGCGGAAACUUCUCUCAACUCUCGCUCAGUGUUUCUAGGUGGGAGAUAACGCACGGCGACGACAGGAGGCCGCGACCGGGGGUUUUCCGCACGGCCGCUCGUCCAGAGGAAGCACUGCACCUGGCAUGGCCGCCCAGACCAUGUUCUCAAUGGGCAUGUUCCCGGUGGGGACACCCAUAAUGGAGGACAACCAGAGCCUGAGUGAGCUCCCCAGGAACCACCUCCCAGUGCCCCAGCUGGUGAUGCUGGCCAAUGUUGCCGCAGUGACUUCUGCAGAGGCAGGUGGCUGUGACAGCAGCGUGGCUGAUGAGAAAGAGAUGAUGGAGCUAAAGACUGUGGGCUGCAACUACUCAGACAGCGAGGAUGAGAGCAUCAUCAGGUACAGCUAUGACAAUCAGAACCACAGGGAGGUCUGCAUUAUAGAGUACCCGGAGUCCCCGGUUCCAGGAGCUCUCCCUGUGGUGGUGGAGAACAACUUAAGACCAGGCCAGGAUGAAAACAGAGAGGAUGAUGCCCAAGACCUGUCCCGUUCAUCUGAGCCCUGCCCCCCUGCCAGCCCUAAACCCCCUCCGCUGGGUGCCAAGCGCAAAGUCACCCACGCCAUGGUGGUGGAGGCUGCCAAGAAGAAGAAGCCAUUCCACUGUAAGCCGUGUAACUUUAAUGCUCAGAGUGAGGAGGAGUUUGUGGAACACCUGGGGACACACGCCACCAGCAAGAUGAUGGUGGUGAACCGCGUGGAGGGGAGGACCAGGACCAAGGGGAAGGAGACAGCAGCACCCGGUUGCCAGGCAACAGAGGUGGCUGCGGAGAGUGCAGGGGAGGCAGGGACUGGGAGCGACAGCAAGGGCGUGAUUCGCUGUGAAAGGUGUGGCUACAACACCAACCGCUACGACCAUUACAUCGCCCACCUCAAACAUCACAGUAAAGAGGGGGAAGACCACAGGGUAUUUAAGUGCACACUGUGUCCUUACACCACGGUAAGCCAGUACCACUGGAGGAAACACCUGCGGAACCACUUCCCCAGUAAACUGCACACCUGCGACCAGUGCUCCUACUUCUCUGACCGCAAGAGCAACUACAUCCAACACAUCCGCACACACACCGGGGUGCGUCCUUUCCGCUGUAUGUAUUGCAACUACUCCAGCUCUCAGAAGACCCAUCUGACACGACACAUGAGAACGCACUCUGGUGAAAGGCCUUUCAAAUGCGAGAGCUGUAAUUACCUGGCAGCCAACCAGCACGAGGUCACCCGCCAUGCCAGGCAGGUCCACAAUGGCCCCAAGCCUCUGGGCUGUCCUUAUUGCCAGUACAAGACUGCAGACCGCAGCAACUUCAAGAAGCACGUGGAGCUCCACCUACACCCACGUCAGUUCCGCUGCCCUCUCUGCAAGUAUGCAGCCUCCAAGAAGUGCAACCUGCAGUACCACAUUAAAUCCAGGCACUCUGGAUGUGACAUUGCAAUAGAUGUGUCAAAGGUCAGGCUCCGCAUCAAGAAGCCAGGUUCUGAGACCAGCGAGGAGAAUACUGAGUCAGGUAUGAAUAAGUCUGAAGAGUCCACAAACACUGAGGUCAGCAACCUAGAUGAUGGGGAGGAUGAUGAAAUGGCAUCCAGCCCCAUCAAUCUGUCAGUCAAGAAGACCGGCAAACCCAGCUCCACCCAAACUGAAGGUCAUGUGACUGACAAAGCUCACAAGAAAUGUGAGGUCACUCAGGACAAAGAGAAACCUCAGAAAGUGAAGGACAGUGGCAUGAAAAAGAUCUUAACCAGGCAGAAGAAGAUUGAGAAGGCUGGUGAAAAUACAAAGGAGAAAACAAUUGUGAAAGACGUCCAGAUGGAGGCCCUUCCCCCUACAGACAACAAGGUGAGGAGGCGUCCCAAGAAACAACCAGUGGAGAAAGUUGGUGUCCAGGGCCAGACGCAGCAAAUAAAGGAGUCGUUGAGAAAAGACCAAAAAGAGACAGAAAGAUCAGAGGAAGAGAGAGCAGAGGGGGAGAAGAUGGCUAAAGAAAAGGAGGAAAAGGAGAGAUUUAACAAGGAGAAAGAUGAACAGUUGAAGAAGGAGAAAAGUGGAAAGGCGGUCAAAGGCCUUGUCAAGCCAAGGAAGAAUGGCUUGAAGAAGUCAGAGAAAGUUACUGAGCAUGUUGACAAAGCCUUACAGAAGCAAGUUGGUUCAGAAAAAUCUCCAGUGAAUAAGGUGGGUAAAACCAAGGCUCGGAAGAAGAAAGCAGUAGAGGCUUUGGAUCUGUCAACCAAGCAAUCAUCUGAGGAGACCGGUGCCACCAAGCCCAAACGCCUGAAACUCAAGGUUUCUGACAAGCUGCAAACAAAACUCGGCGAAAAAGAGAAAAUUUGCAGCACUGCUGAGCCCUGCCCAGUCCCGCAGAAAGACAGCGAGGCAAACCAGAUGGUGUCUGUUCCAGUGAAGCCAAGGAAGACCAGGAAGACCAACAAGAACAAGAAGAAAACCCAAAACCAAAAGAAGACCACUGCCCCCAGUGUGGAGCAGAAGGAUUCGGUGAUUGAUGAAAAUACAAGCCCUGUUGAAAAUACCCAGAGUCCCCCAAGGCAGCCUCUCCAGGUGGACGCUCAGCAGGACAUUAUAACACCAGACUCAAACGCUGAACCCAAUCUGUCAGGAGCAAAGCUUUCUCAACCAGCGUCCCCUAAAAAGGAAACGGCUUCCUCAAAACAAACACAGGAAAACCUCUCUGAGAAAACCAAGAAGUCCACUCCGUCAACAAGCUGUAGCUCAGGCGGAGAAACACCCUCUCCCAGUGAAGACAGCCCUCCUUCAACAUUUAGGCAACCAGUUACCAAACCAACAUCGCCCUCUCUGGAGCUUCCAGGCCAGCGCAGGAAACCUACUGACGCAGAGGAGGAUGAGGGCAUCCACAGCAGCCAUGAUGGGGGAAGUGACAUCAGCGACAGCGCCUCUGAGGGCAGUGAUGACUCUGGCCUCAAUGGCACUGGCACAGGGUCAGGGAAGAUGGCAAAUGACCCUGAAACGCCCACCGACGAGAUUCCAACGCCGACUGAGAUGAAGAGUCACAUGUGCAUCUUCUGCGACCGCACAUUCCCUUUAGAGGUGGAAUAUCGCCGCCACCUCAACCGUCACCUCAUCAAUGUCUAUUACAUGGACAACACAGCCAAAGAGAAGUGAGAAAUGGGCUCCUACGUCCAUGGGCACACAUUUUUUUGGUUGUUUUUUGGGGGAGGGGGGUGUGUGGAAAAAGUAAACAUCAGUGGUUUCAGAUCUCACUGCUGCCAGCAAUUUGAAAACUUCUGUGAAUCGCGGCUUUCUUUUGCUAAAAACGACCAUUUCUUAAACUUCUAGUGCUCGAUUCUCUGAAUACACCGUCAGCAAUCACAGGAACGUGCAGCAACACUGAAAACAAGGGGGCGACUGUGCCAUCUAAGUUCAGACACACAUCGGAGAUGUCUAAAGAAACCACCGUUCGCCACUUAGACCCAUCUUUAAGUUCAAGAAUCACAUUCGGAGGACUUUGUCAUUUAUUUUGCACAUAUAAGCAGAUGCACACACCAGCUUGUGCCUAAAUCUUAAAACUCACAAGUGUGACACUUUUGUCGAAAUGAUGUUCACAUAGAUAUUGAGCUGCGGAGUUUGGCAUACUUUUGACACUUUGUGCCAUUUUGCUGAGAUCUAAUAUCCAGUUUAGGUUAAGCAAAAGAAAGCAAAAGGUUAAGUCAAAGCAACAGUGAAACUUUGUAAAUAUUCGUCUACUUUUUUGUAAUUAAGUCCCAUUUUAAGAUGUUUUUUAAUUGCCAAAUUCUUUUACUAUGAUUUCAACUUCCAAAUUAUUUGCUAAAUUUGGAAACUAAAUUCUAUUUUUUUUUCUUAAGAAUUUUUGUACUUAAAUGCGUGUAAAUAAGUUACCCAUAGGUGAUUUUGUGUGUGUGUGUGUGUGUGUGUGUGUGUGUGUGUGUGUGUGAAAUUACACGACAAAGUAACAUAGUCCAGACCCAGAGACCAACUCAAUGAGUUUUAGAAAACAUCAAAUUAUUCUAAAAUCACAACUUUUUUUUCUAAUUAUCUUGAGGCAAAAGGGUAAAUCUUUUUACAGUCCACAUUGUAGAUACCGUUUCACCAUAACAUCACGACACAUCGAUGAAAUUAUUGCCUGAAACUGUUGGAUCCUAUCUCUGGCCUUCUUGACAAGAGUUUGAAAUCCUAUUGCUCAUGGAAACUAUAUCAGUCAUUCAGUUUUUAUGUUCCCUGGUAUCGGUAUAUGACCAGAACAGAUAACUGUGUUAUGAAUGUCAGUGAUGUGUUUUGAUUAUCUUGCACCACAACUAACAAUCAAUUAGCUUCAUCAACUUAUGUUCUCGAUUACCUGGACCAUCUAAGAUAGUUUUCAGAAUUGCACAACAUUUAAGUUUUCACUUGGUCUUUGUUCAGGUUCGCUAGUUUGAAAAUAUUUAAUCACUUGUUAAUUACUGCUUAUAUGGGUACGCAAGCUAAUCUUACACCC